This is a messenger RNA of Hippocampus comes (tiger tail seahorse), 2088 nucleotides long. It is a transcript of the gene fah, whose product is annotated as fumarylacetoacetate hydrolase (fumarylacetoacetase). The record is from RefSeq and is a predicted model, not a curated record. Bases 501 to 1757 code for a protein of 418 amino acids. Lineage: Eukaryota; Metazoa; Chordata; Actinopteri; Syngnathiformes; Syngnathidae. The transcript has 14 exons. Gene Ontology annotation, biological process: L-tyrosine catabolic process; L-phenylalanine catabolic process; homogentisate catabolic process. Gene Ontology annotation, molecular function: fumarylacetoacetase activity.
CGAAAUGCUUUUGGAAGUGCACGUUACAAUUCAGGACGAGCAGAUUACAUAGCAGCGUACUGCUGUUGCAACGUUAUCUUUAGCUUUAAUAUUUUCCAGCUAACCAUCAUUAAAAUAAAACGCCUUUGAAAACAAAUAAGUAAACAUUAAAUAGCUUCUUUCUCUUUCAACCGCAACAAUGCAUUAAACACAUGGACGCGUAUUUUAAUGUAUACUUAAACAUAGUGGAAAAUUAUUCAUGCACAACCCUUACAUUAUACAUUUAUCUUGACAUAUAUUACUUUAAUGCGAAUGGUAGGAAUUGCUUAGUCAUCCCCCAAACUGGUUUAAAUUAACUUCUGAGUGCCCAAAGUUAGGGUGGAUCCCAUUGACUGCCUGUGAUUGGAUGUGCCGUCGCAGGCGGGUCUGUCCAAAGGCUGCAACAUCUGCAAACUCUCACAGAUGUUGUCCACUCAAUAACUCACUUAGGUUUAACUUGGAACACGACCUCUGGAGAGAAAAUGUCUUUUGUAAACGUAGAUCCAGCAUCUGAUUUCUCUUUCCACAACCUACCGUAUGGCGUAUUCUCCACAUUGGACAAUCCCAAACGUCGCAUUGGGGUCGCCAUUGGAGACCAGAUUCUGGACCUGAGUGUGAUACUAUCACUGUUUCAAGGACCCGUGAUGGCCAAACAUCAGGAUGUCUUUCAACAGCCUACAUUAAAUGCUUUUAUGGGUCUGGGAUAUGAAGCAUGGAAGGAGACCAGAAGAACAUUGCAGUUUUUGCUCUCAGCCAAUGAGAGCACUCUAAGAGAUGACUGCACUCUCCGUAGUAGAGCUUUUGUCCCACAGAGCGCAGCCAAAAUGCAUCUUCCCGCUGAUAUCGGUGAUUACACCGACUUCUAUUCAUCCAGGGAUCAUGCAACUAACGUUGGCACCAUGUUUCGGGGAAAAGAAAAUGCUCUCAUGCCAAACUGGUUGAGGCUUCCCGUGGGAUAUCAUGGUAGAGCAUCAUCAGUGGUUGUUUCUGGCACCACUAUUCGUCGGCCCAUGGGCCAGAUGAGACCCGAUCAGACAAAACCUCCUGUCUUUGGCCCAUCAAAGCAAUUGGACAUCGAGUUGGAGAUGGCUUUCUUUGUUGGAGGGGGCAAUUUGCUUGGGGAGCCAAUCCCCAUUGAGAAAGCCCAUGAACACAUCUUUGGCAUGGUACUCAUGAACGACUGGAGUGCUCGGGACAUCCAAGCUUGGGAGUAUGUUCCUUUGGGUCCAUUCCUGGGGAAGAACUUUGGAACAACCAUCUCACCUUGGGUGGUCCCCAUGGAGGCCUUGUUACCCUUUGCGGAGCCCAAUCCCAUUCAGGAUCCACAGCCACUCCCCUACCUCCAACAUGAAGAUGCAUACACAUUCAACAUCAAUCUAUUUGUAUCACUAAAAGGGCAGCUAAUGAAAGAAUCUUCUAACAUCUGCAGUUCAAACUUCAAGUACAUGUACUGGACAAUGAAGCAGCAGCUCGCUCAUCACACAAUCAACGGCUGCAACAUCAGACCUGGAGACCUGCUGGCUUCUGGUACCAUUAGUGGACCUGAUCCAAAGAGUUUCGGCUCCAUGCUGGAACUAUCAUGGAGGGGAACCAAGAGCAUUGAUCUUGGUGGUGGAGAAACCAGAACCUUCCUCCAGGAUGGAGAUGAAGUCACCAUUACAGGUCACUGCGAAAGAGAUGGUUACCGGGUGGGCUUUGGCUCCUGCACUGGGGUCGUCCUCUCUGCCUUGCAACACUGAAACCAGCAGAAUGUUUUGUGUGAGCGGGAACGUGUUCCUUUGUGGAAAAUUAAUAUUCAGCACGCACAUGCACACAUGCAUACAUACACAAUAUGACACACUCUGUUUCACAUGCUGCUCAAUUGAAGUGAUAUGCGCCUUAAUUAAUUAUUCAUGCAUUUCUCAGAGCUCCGAAGACAGAUAGUGACCUUGUUACUGGAAUCCUCUGCAAUAUCCGUCAGAGGGCUUGUUUCGCAUCAUGUCUCGUGUUACUGCUGUACCAGAAUCAGUAUUAUUGAUAUUUGCAGCCUGGUAUUUCUGGAUUAAUAAUAAAAGGCUAAAUACAUUUUUA